AUGUCUUCAAUUGAACUGCUAAACCAAUUGUAUCAUAGCAUAAUAUCGCAGAUUGGUACAUUGGAAUCAAAAAAUGAAGACCUCGAGGUGCGAUUGAAAGUUCAGGCAGACCAAUUCACGAGACAGAUUGAAGGCUUGCAGCGUGAAUUGAAAUUUAAGGAUGAAGAAAUAAGGAGAUUAGAGAAUGGUUCUGCAUGUGUGAAGCUAGGACCUCCACCCAGAUUGCCCUUUACGCCGGUAUCUUCUAGAAAAUCUCCAGCUAAACGAAGGAAGAUUGUAAUUAAGCAAGAGCGUAGCGAUGAGGAAGAUAUGGUGACAAGACGCGAAUCUAAUCUUGAAAGUCCACAACUGGGGCAGCCAGAUCGGAGUCUACACAUGGCACAGGAGCAUACAAGCCUGGAUAGCGCAGAUCGGAGUUUACACGUAGAGCAGGUGCCAAAUCUGGAUGAGUCAGAUGGGUACUUACACGUAGAACAGGAAGUGUUGCCAUUAUCCGGCCAGAAUCAGCAUCUGCGCAUGAAGGACCAACGAAAGGAGCUGCUGCUUCUUCCCUCCGACAGCCCUAUAGACAAUCAGUACCAAGAUGCUUCGCCCUUGGCUAGACUUUCUCCAAUAAAGUCCGAAUUUGACUUGGAUCUAAGAUUGUUACAGAAGUUGGCUUCAUCACAAAAUGCAGAGGAUUCGGAGUUUGCAAGACUACCAACUCAAUACUCGGAGCAAUCAAACUCUCCGGUAAAGUCCACUCAACUUGGCCUCAACUUAUCUCCUGUUAAACCUACUCAGAUCAGAACAAGUCCCUAUCGAUCUCAGCAAAGCGAUACUGUUUCUACAUCAAACUGUGAUGCCGAUAUCGAAGUUGUUGACGAUUCUGAUGAAGAGUAUGACCUCUUGAGAUCUCCCCUUGUAGAUAUAACGAAUACCAAAUCUAAUUUGACUCCUCUCCAAUUGAGAGACCAGAAAAGAAUAGAGCUCAACUAUAAGCUUCGAAAUGAUCCUGAUUUCAAGAUUUCUCUUGGCCCAGACUCUAUCCAUCCGGUGUAUCAGCAAAGGUGGAUGAUUUCAGAUUUCGAGCCUAACCCUAAAUAUGUUAAGCAAAAGCUCAAAAGGAAAGUAGGUAAGACUUGGAAAGAGCAACAAGAAAUCGAUAGGUUUUAUAAAUUGGCAGGCCCAGGAGUUCAACUCAAAUUGAUACAGUGGAAUAAUGAGGACGACAAAGAAAACUAUAGCAAUAAGACUAAGGCGCCCCAAAUUUCACAGCUAUAUGACCGUUUCCCUUCCCCACCAGGCUUUAACGAGGUGGACUUCCCAACAACUCAAGAAGAGAUGGAAAGGAAACUUCAUAGCGAGAGAGUUCAAAGCGUAAGAAUUCAAAGUAGAUUGGCCGAAGCGACAAAACCAGGGUCAGGAAGUCAUGUGUUUAGAGAGAAACUUUUAAAUGAAUAUGUCAAAGCUGAAAGAUUUACUACUUAA
Molecule: messenger RNA, 1470 nt
Organism: Dujonia railenensis
Lineage: Eukaryota; Fungi; Ascomycota; Pichiomycetes; Serinales; Debaryomycetaceae
Source: the annotation of a GenBank genome assembly